AUGCCAGCAGCGAUUCCAACACUUGUAUUAACCCUGUACAUCAUAUUCUCGAUUCUCCGCGCAGCUUACAAUGUUACUCUGCACUCACUCGCCAAAUUCUGCGGACCAAGGCUUCGUGCUGCCUUUUAUUUUCCAGACUUGUUGAGUUUGGCGCGUGGUACGGCUGUUGAAGAGAUAAAGAAUCUCCACGACAGAUACGGAGAUAUUGUACGGAUUACUCCAGAAGCACUAUCUUUUGACACAGCACAGUCAUGGCGCGAUAUUUACGGUCCGCAUGAGGGUCGGCGUGAAAUUAGACGUGAUGAAAAAUGGCAUCUUGAUCAUGCUGGCAAGAGCAAUAUCAUAGUAGCGAAUGCCACAGAUCAUUCUCGCAUGCGGCGCACUUUAGCGCACGCAUUCUCUGAUGUGGCGCUGCGUGAGCAAGAAUCACUAAUGACAACAUACUUUGAACAGCUCAUCGCAAAACUCCAGGAGAAAAUAGAUGGGUCAGCUGCUGGCUAUGUAGAUCUACGUGAUUGGUAUAACUUUGUUACAUUUGACAUUGCCGGAGACUUGUGCUUAGGAGAGGCAUUUGGAACAUUGAAAUCUGGUAGCUAUCAUUAUUGGAUAGAACAGAUUCGCGUGGGAUUGAAGUUCGUGAUUGUGAUAAAAUCUGCGCAGGCAUAUCCACUAUUUCGAAUCAUUUUGGCUCUACUGAUUAAUCUAGUUCCAGGCGUUAAAAAACAAAAGCAAGUGCAUAUGGCCUAUACAAUUAACAAGCUUGAAGCGAGAUUAAGGAAGAACACAGAUCGGAAGGACUUCAUCAGCUAUAUAUUUCGCAACAACAAAAAUGGUAUGAAUCGCGAUGAGAUAGAGGGGACAGCAACAGUUAUGAUCAUGGCUGGUUCUGAAACCACAGCAUCAGCUUUGUGUGGCGCUACAUACUACAUGUUGAAGCACCCGAAAGUGCUUUCGGCAGCGACAUCCGAAGUCCGCAAAAAAUUCAACACUGUCAAUGAUAUUAACAUGGUAUCUGUGAGAGACCUCCCAUAUGUAAACACGAUCAUCGAAGAAGCCUUACGGAUGUACCCCCCAACACCAUCUACGCUCCCUCGUCGUACGCGCUCGGAAGGAGAAAUUAUAAACGGCACUUACAUACCAGGUAACAUAUCUGUUGGUGUGAAUCAUUGGGCAGCACAUCAUGCGGCACAAAACUUCGCCGAUCCAGAUACAUUCGAUCCAGCUCGAUGGAGUACGCCUCCUCCAGAUAAAUAUAAACAUGAUGACAAAGCUGCGUUUCAACCUUUCUCCACCGGACCAAGAAACUGUCUUGGGAAGAAUCUAGCUUGUUUUGAAAUGCGAUCAAUUCUUGCACGGAUGUUGUGGAAUUUUGAUAUAGAGCUUUGCAAGGAGAGUAGGCAGUGGGCAAGGAAACAGAAAACGUAUAUCCUAUGGGAUAAACCAUCACUAAAGGUCAAGUUGCUACAUAGGGGUACAUAA
Molecule: messenger RNA, 1479 nt
Organism: Botrytis byssoidea
Lineage: Eukaryota; Fungi; Ascomycota; Leotiomycetes; Helotiales; Sclerotiniaceae
Exons: 7
Coding region: 1-1479 (492 amino acids)
Molecular function (GO): heme binding; monooxygenase activity; oxidoreductase activity, acting on paired donors, with incorporation or reduction of molecular oxygen
Source: RefSeq, a predicted model, not a curated record